Nylanderia fulva is the source of this 3152-nucleotide messenger RNA. RefSeq lists its product as uncharacterized. NCBI's taxonomy places the organism in Eukaryota, Metazoa, Arthropoda, Insecta, Hymenoptera, Formicidae. Gene Ontology annotation, cellular component: cytoplasm. The record is from RefSeq and is a predicted model, not a curated record. Gene Ontology annotation, molecular function: glycosyltransferase activity.
UUUGACCCAGGAGAAAGAGAGACGUAACGAAAUUCGAUUAAUUCGCUCUUCGCAUUAAUUAACGAAAACCCGGUGACAGAGAGAUUACGUCGGUGUGCGGAUAAUCGAGAAAAGAAUUAUCAAAGUUUACAUCUCUAAUUAUCUCGAUCAAUCUCUCGAUGUGUUAUACUUACACUGGGGGAAAUUCAAUUUUCAAGAGUGCGCGAGAUGAGAUAAUCGGAGGGAAGUCACGACCGGACAGGGCGAUUUAAAACGGACGUAGUAAAUUAAUUCGCGAGAGAGGCGAAGGAGAUUCCGAUCGCGCUUAUAUAGAUUUGGAGAGCGGUUUUACACCGGGGGUAUCGCACCGUGACGCCAAGCCGGACGGUUAAUUUAAUUCCGAGGUGCGUUUCUCACGCCCGAUGCGAAAUCGGUUCUGACCGCGACGAUUAAAAGGAGGCGUUUCCACUUUCGGUGGCCGUGCGUGAAAUCUGCGGGUCUGAAACGAAAACGAAUUCGAAAUGGUCACGUCGGCACGUGACGAGUCUUCUCUUCUUCUGCCACGGCAAAAGUGUGUUCGCGGAGCCGUCAAAAGUUUUCGCGCUUCGAUGAAUCGCGGCGAAAAAAAGGGGUAUCGUGCCCCAGAAAAAGCGAUUGGCGCGCGGAGAUCGAUCGAGCAAAACGAAUCGGAGUAAUUGAAUUAUCGAAAGAGAGGAGAGAGAGAGAGACAGGACCGAAGGAGGACGCAGACCUCGGGAGACGACCAUACAUGGUCAUCAUCCGCCUACGAAGCCGAGGAAGAAGAAGCCAACAUCGCGUUGUCGUGAUUGCGUGGGAGGCAUCGCACAAUUUCUUCUUUUUUUUUUUACGAAGAAACGAGGCGGAGAGACAAAUUCGCGCGCUCGCUCAGGAAUCUGGAGAGCUCGACUGUUGGAUCUUACAAGUGCACCCUGAUUAUACGACGAACGGAUCUUCCAGGAACGAAAUGACCGGCGCCGCCGCGAUCUCUUUCUUCGACGUGUCGCGGGAACGCGUGCCGAGACGAGGGCGACCGACAGAUCGAAUAAGAUCACCGCGAAGAGACGAGAGGAACCUGAUUCCGGAGCAAGUUUGUGCCGCCAAGCAGUUCGAAUAAUUAGCAACAACUAGUUCGUUAGCAAAAGCCGUGGCUAAAUCUCCGCGCGAAUCGAACCGCCGCGAGCGAGCAAAACGAGAUAGGAAAACAUGCUUCCGAGAAAAAAAAAAAGCACGCGAGAAAUGAGAAAUGAGAAUUUCGCGAAAGGCAAAAAGAGGAGCGAGUAAAAUGAAGACGCGAAGGCAGAUUAUGCGAAUCCGCUGUUGGGAAAGAGCGUAAAGGGACGAGAAACGCGCGCAAAAAUCGUGCGCGUGGAAUAAAAUAAAUCUUCGAGAUCGCGCGGCGUUGAUCUGUGUGUCUAAAUUCGACAUGCAGUUGUUGGCUAAAGUGCAUCGUCGAAAUAAACUGCUCGCGAUACGUCACGCCGUCGUUACGCCUGUGACAAAUGCGCACGACGAAUGAAGAUUUUCGCUACGGAUAAAGAUAAUAAUAGGGAACGAAAGAAGAGGAAGAAAGAGGAGAGAACAUGCCGGUCGCGGGAACGAGGAAAUUAUGCAGAGUGGGACUCGCCGCGAUCCUGGUCACCGCGCUGUGCAUCCUGACUCUGUUGGAUUCGCCGCCAGCACGACUCCCGGAUCCGCCGACCGAUCCUCCUCCCACGCCUGGGGGUGAACCGCCGGGCACAAGAAGCAUCGUCGCUUAUUCGUGGGCUCGAAGAUUGGCACUCGAUUACAGGCCCACCAAGCAGUGCGACCGUAAUGGAACGCGAGGAAUGGUCUUAAACGCAUACGAGCCGCCCGGCACGAAAUGGCUCGAGACAAUCCCGGGACGGCUCUUCCUGUACAGCGCCCACUUGGACCUCAGAGUUGUCAGUUACCCAAGCAUCAGAGUGAUUGGCGUUAAACGAGGAACUCUGCCGCCCUCCACGCUCUUCUGCACUAUAUGGUAUCGGGAGCACGGUGAGACACGAUCGUUCAGCGUGGAGGCCCUGAUCUCCACGAUCUGGUUGGACGAAUGGGACGGCACGGCGGAUAGUUACACCGGGAUCCUCGUGAAUUGUCAAUUGCCGUUUGAUGACUCGAUACGCCGCACGUCUCGGAUUUACGUCGGUCCUAAUCCCUGCUACGAAAAUGCUAGUCAUAGUUUAACGACCCGCUCGGAAUACGACGAGAUGAUCUCCGUCGACCGGAAAGGGCGCCAAGAAUUCACUCUAUGCAUCAAAGGACUGGACUUCGACGAGGAUAUAUCGCGCAAGCUCGUAGCCUUCGUCGAAUUACAUCGCAUACUAGGCGCCAAGUUGUUCUACUUCUACGUCUUCAACGUGCAUGAGAACGUGCUGAAAGUGUUGCGACUCUACGAACGAUCGAACGUAGUGCGGUGGUUUUCUCUCGAUCUACCGGGCGAUUUACCGAACGAGAAGUCGACCCGGCGGCGGUUCUUCGGCGAGGAUAUCUGGACGAAGAGGCGAAUGGAACUUAUCCCGUACAAUCACUGCUUCUACGAGAACAUUCAUCGAUCCGAGUUCGUGGUGCCGAUCGAUAUCGACGAGGCGAUCGUGCCGACGCGUCGAAAAACCUGGCACGAGCUGUUGCUGGACGAACGCGCAAAGCUCGGCAGAAGCUUCAAGGAUUUCGCCUCGUAUUCCGUACGAAACGUCUACUUCUUCCCCGAGUUGCAAAACAAGAGCCGGCCGAGAGAACUCGACGAAGCGCCUCGUGCCUCGCUCGAGCAGUAUCCCGAUUAUUUAGAUACCAUGAGAACGGCCAAUAUCUCGCCCGAAGGUGACUCGGUGAAGAGUUUCGUCUCCACGAGGCGCGCUCUAACGGUGCACAAUCACUAUGCUCUGGCAACGUUGAACCCGUCCACCAGACGGGCUCAUCAUCUGAACUCGAACGACGUGCUCAAGCACCAUCACCGGGCGUGCGACAGCCGACAUCUCGACUGCGAUCUCUUAAUGGAAGACGUUAGGAUCGACGAGUCCGCGCUGCGCUACGCGGACGAGCUCAGGACGAGAAUGAAGAUCGCUUUCGCCGAUCUCGACGCUUUGCCAUAACUGUAUAUAUAGCGAUAUGUAAAUAAUAAAGGUCUGUUCUCGAAA